Messenger RNA from Gamsiella multidivaricata, 957 nucleotides. RefSeq lists its product as uncharacterized. The transcript is spliced from 3 exons. The coding region runs from base 212 to 748 and encodes 178 amino acids. The record is from RefSeq and is a predicted model, not a curated record. NCBI's taxonomy places the organism in Eukaryota, Fungi, Mortierellomycota, Mortierellomycetes, Mortierellales, Mortierellaceae.
CCACGGCAAUUGAGCCCUGCCUUCGUCCGCCUGUCAAUAUUACCCGUUCGCCCCACGCCCGUUUUUCUACUUUUCUUCUUUUCUUUCCUUAGUUUACACUCCCCCUCCACACGCACCCCCACGCACCCAACAUACGCCUGUUGAUCCCCUCCUGCUACUACCAAAUCCGCCUUUACCUUCCGACUCCUUAUUUUACAGCCAACACACCACCAUGUCUAUCACAAAGUCCACCAUGAUGAUCGCCAUCUUUGGCCUGUUCCUCUGCCUGACCUCGACCGUUGCUGCGGCCGAUCUCUACAACCCUGGCAAGCCUCUCAACUGCACAACUUGGGCUGACAACUGCAAGGCAUUGACUUUGGCUACCUAUGGCAACGGAAAGAAUGAAACGUACACUGGUCCUUCGUCACAGUGCAAUGUCACGAAUCUCUCUGGUGCUCAACCAUUGUGCGGUGAGAAUGUCAUUUGCUUGGCCACUUUCCUCAUCAAAGCUGGCACCGUGACUACGACUACUACGACUGCUGCGACACCUGCGCCCACUGGCACCAACAGUACCUCGGGCGGAAACACCACCGUUACCACCCCUGGACCCUCGAGCAUGUACACCGUCGGCUCUGUUGACAUGACCAGCCAGCUGCUGAGCAUGUACGAUACCUUGAAGUGCUCUGCUGCGUUUGUUCAGGCUGCUACGUCGGUCACUGCUUUGCUUAUUGUCGCGUCGAUCGUCUCUCUCAUGAGCAACAUGCUCUAAAAAAAUAUGGAGCAAACGCACAAGACCGACUCAUAAUUUCAUUCCUUCUCCCCCCCCCCCCUCGAUACUGAAGAUAUGCCGAGCCAUGCUAUUUCGCAGCUGCAGAAUCGUUUAAUAAACGUAGCAAAAAAAAAAAAAAGAGUAACGGAGUGGAGAAUAUCCUUUCUUUUUUGCAUUGAAAUAAACAGGAUGAUUAGGACGACAAUAGA